AUGUCUAGACUACCAAUCGCAGUUGUUGGGAUUCACAGUGCACUUCUUGUAACAGGUUUAACCGGAAAUAUCUUUAUCCUGAUAGUUCAUCUUCUAGACUGGCUUAAGACACGUGAGCACAAUCCUUGCAACAUCAUCAUCAACAGCAUUGGGACUUUCAACAUCUUCUUACAAGGAGCUGUUGCAUUCCAAGAGAUUUCUUCCGUCAUGUUUCCAAAGCUCUACAGUCAAGCAUAUGUAGCUGUAUCACUUGUAGGCAUCACAACAUCUCUGGUAUUAUCCAGUCUUUGGUGCGCUACUUGUCUAUGUUUCUACUACUGCGUAAAGAUCGUUAAUAUCAACAGACCUUUUCUGUACAAGCUGAAGGCAAAGCUUCCCAAAGUGGUACCUUGGCUAAUAGUCUUCUCCACCAUUCUAUCUUGGUCAUUUGGAAUGACAGCCAUAUGGGACCUGUACCUUGACCUUUCCUUUUACCCAGUUAAUAUCACAGGAAAUGUAACAAUAUUAAUGUUUCAGGAGCAUGGAAGCAGAUAUGCCACAAACAUUACAGUUGGUUUCAGUUUGAUUGCUUGUUUUCCAACAAUAAAUUCUAUCAUUUUAAUCUUGGGGAACAGGAAACUAAAAAACAUUCUGAAGAAGAUAUUGGGUAUGAAGUCAGUUGCUGACCCGAUCCGCCUGACUCUGAUUCUGUCUUCUGUGCUGCCAUCUGGCUUGCUGCUGACCAUCUGGUUCCAAGAGUAUCCUGAAUCCAGCUACUCGCAUCAUCUCACAGCAUCAACUGUUCUGCAUAUGCCACAGGCACUUGUGCCUCUCUCUGUUCUGUGCUUUUCCUGUAGCACCUCCAGACAAGAGCUGAGAGGGAUAGCCUCACUCAUCACUUCAGGUCAUACUAGGUGUAAAAUGGAGAAGCAUGAAACAUGA
Molecule: messenger RNA, 921 nt
Organism: Nanorana parkeri
Lineage: Eukaryota; Metazoa; Chordata; Amphibia; Anura; Dicroglossidae
Product: taste receptor type 2 member 9-like
Exons: 4
Coding region: 1-921 (306 amino acids)
Biological process (GO): sensory perception of taste; detection of chemical stimulus involved in sensory perception of bitter taste; G protein-coupled receptor signaling pathway
Cellular component (GO): membrane
Molecular function (GO): bitter taste receptor activity; G protein-coupled receptor activity
Source: RefSeq, a predicted model, not a curated record